Messenger RNA from Pangasianodon hypophthalmus (striped catfish), 7749 nucleotides. RefSeq lists its product as uncharacterized. The record is from RefSeq and is a predicted model, not a curated record. The coding region runs from base 116 to 7084 and encodes 2322 amino acids. Lineage: Eukaryota; Metazoa; Chordata; Actinopteri; Siluriformes; Pangasiidae. The transcript is spliced from 21 exons.
CUCUAAACAGGGAGAGAAAGAACAAGAAAAGAGAUGGAGAACAUUUAAACUGGAUUUGUGUCUGCAAGCAGCUCUACACCAACCACAAAACAUCCAGCAAAUAGUGCAGAAAGUGAUGACUUAUAAUUAUGAAGAAGAGAGUGAUUUCCUGCUGGAUCUGUGCUCACAUGUGAAGCAGUAUGAGAGUAACACAGGCAGGAGAGUCCUUCCAGCAUUGCUGCCAGUUUACCAGUCACUUCCUGCAGUCUGGUCCAUAAAGCUCUCAGAGAGAAAAGCCUCCCUCCUCCUAGAAGUGCUGAAACUCCAAACAGAGAAGAAACCAGUGGAGCUGAGAGACUGCUCAGAUGAAGAGAGUGAAGUGAGGAGUUUCCUUCAGUGUCUGCCCUACAUCUCACAGCUCAGGUUUAAAGACUUUGACUCUAAACAGGGAGAGAAAGAACAAGAAAAGAGAUGGAGAACAUUUAAACUGGAUUUGUGUCUGCAAGCAGCUCUACACCAACCACAAAACUUCCAGCAGACGGUGCAUAAAGUGAUCCCUUAUAAUUAUGAAGAACAGAGUGAUUUCCUGCUGGAUCUGUGCUCACAUGUGAAGCAGUAUGAGAGUAACACAGGCAGGAGAGUCCUUCCAGCAUUGCUGCCAGUUUACCAGUCACUUCCUGCAGUCUGGUCCAUUUCUCUCUCUUCAGAGAGAAAAGCCUCCCUCCUCCUAGAAGUGCUGAAACUCCAAACAGAGAAGAAACCAGUGGAGCUGAGAGACUGCUCAGAUGAAGAGAGUGAAGUGAGGAGUUUCCUUCAGUGUCUGCCCUACAUCUCACACCUCUGGUUUAAAGACUUUGACUCUAAACAGGGAGACAAAGAACAAGAAAAGAGAUGGAGAACAUUUAAACUGGAUUUGUGUCUGCAAGCAGCUCUACACCAACCACAAAACUUCCAGCAGACGGUGCAUAAAGUGAUCCCUUAUAAUUAUGAAGAACAGAGUGAUUUCCUGCUGGAUCUGUGCUCACAUGUGAAGCAGUAUGAGAGUAACACAGGCAGGAGAGUCCUUCCAGCAUUGCUGCCAGUUUACCAGUCACUUCCUGCAGUCUGGUACAUAAAUCUCUCAGAGAGAAAAGCCUCCCUCCUCCUAGAAGUGCUGAAACUCCAAACAGAGAAGAAACCAGUGGUGCUGAGAGACUGCUCAGAUGAAGAGAGUGAAGUGAGGAGUUUCCUUCAGUGUCUGCCCUACAUCUCACAGCUCUGGUUUAAUGACUUUGACUCUAAACAGGGAGAGAAAGAACAAGAAAAGAGAUGGAGAACAUUUAAACUGGAUUUGUGUCUGCAAGCAGCUCUACACCAACCACAGAACUUCCAGCAAACAGUGCAGACAGUGAUGACUUAUAAUUAUGAAGAACAGAGUGAUUUCCUGCUGGAUCUGUACUCACAUGUGAAGCAGUAUGAGAGUAACACAGGCAGGAGUGUCCUUCCAGCAUUGCUGCUAGUUUACCAGUCACUUCCUGCAGUCUGGUACAUAAAGCUCUCAGAGAGAAAAGCCUCCCUCCUCCUAGAAGUGCUGAAACUCCAAACAGAGAAGAAACCAGUGGAGCUGAGAGACUGCUCAGAUGAAGAGAGUGAAGUGAGGAGUUUCCUUCAGUGUCUGCCCUACAUCUCACACCUCAGGUUUAAAGACUUUGACUCUAAACAGGGAGAGAAAGAACAAGAAAAGAGAUGGAGAACAUUUAAACUGGAUUUGUGUCUGCAAGCAGCUCUACACCAACCACAAAACAUCCAGCAAACACUGCAGAAAGUGAUGCCAGAUAUUGAAGAAUAUGAAGAACAGGGUGAUUUCCUGCUGGAUCUGUACUCACAUGUGAAGCAGUAUGAGAGUAACACAGGCAGGAGAGUCCUUCCAGCAUUGCUGCCAGUUUACCAGUCACUUCCUGCAGUCUGCUUUUACUUUACACAGGGAGAGAAAGAACAAGAAAAAAGAUGGAGAACAUUUAAACUGGAUUUGUGUCUGCAAGCAGCUCUACACCAACCACAAAACAUCCAGCAGACAGUGCAGAAAGUGAUCCCUUAUAAUUAUGAAGAACAGAGUGAUUUCCUGCUGGAUCUGUGCUCACGUGUGAAGCAGUAUGAGAGUAACACAGGCAGGAGAGUCCUUCCAGCAUUGCUGCCAGUUUACCAGUCACUUCCUGCAGUCUGGUACAUAAAGCUCUCAGAGAGAAAAGCCUCCCUCCUCCUAGAAGUGCUGAAACUCCAAACAGAGAAGAAACCAGUGGAGCUGAUAGACUGCUCAGAUGAAGAGAGUGAAGUGAGGAGUUUCCUUCAGUGUCUGCCCUACAUCUCACAGAUCAGGUUUAAAGAGUUUGAUUCAGUCUCUGCAUCCAUCCAGUUUUUGCUGAAUCUGAGCAUCGCAGCAGUCGACUGUCAAUCAGAUAAAGGAGAGAGUUUUACUGAGCUGCUGGCGUCAGUGUGCAGCUACAGCACAUUCCCUUUUGGUGAAGAGUUUCAUGGAUUCCAAGAAAGACAGAGUGAUUUCCUGCUGGAUCUGUACUCACAUGUGAAGCAGUAUGAGAGUAACACAGGCAGGAGUGUCCUUCCAGCAUUGCUGCCAGUUUACCAGUCAGCUCCUGAAGUCUGGUACAUAAAUCUCUCAGAGAGAAAAGUCUCCCUCCUCCUAGAAGUGCUGAAACUCCAAACAGAGAAGAAACCAGUGGAGCUGAGAGACUGCUCAGAUGAAGAGAGUGAAGUGAGGAGUUUCCUUCAGUGUCUGCCCUACAUCUCAGAGUUCUGGUUUAAAGAGUUUUACUCUAUACAAGGAGAGAAAGAACAAGAAAAGAGACGGAGAACGUUUAAACUAGAUUUGUGUCUGCAAGCAGCUCUACACCAACCACAAUACAUCCAGCAGACAGUACAGAAAGUGAAGAUAUAUAAUUAUGAAGAACAGGGUGAUUUCCUGCUGGAUCUGUACUCACAUGUGAAGCAGUAUGAGAGUAACACAGGCAGGAGUGUCCUUCCAGCAUUGCUGCCAGUUUACCAGUCACUUCCUGCAGUCUGGUACAUAAAUCUCUCAGAGAGAAAAGCUUCCCUCCUCCUAGAAGUGCUGAAACUCCAAACAGAGAAGAAACCAGUGGUGCUGAGAGACUGCUCAGAUGAAGAGAGUGAAGUGAGGAGUUUCCUUCAGUGUCUGCCCUACAUCUCACAGCUCAGGUUUAAAGACUUUUACUUUACACAGGGAGAGAAAGAACAAGAAAAGAGAUGGAGAACAUUUAAACUGGAUUUGUGUCUGCAAGCAGCUCUACACCAACCACAAUACAUCCAGCAGACAGUGCAGAAAGUGAUGACAUAUAACUAUAAACAGAAAGUGAUGCCAGAUAUUGAAUAUUAUGAUGAAGAUGAAUAUUAUAAAGAACAGAGUGAUUUCCUGCUGGAUCUGUGCUCACAUGUGAAGCAGUAUGAGAGUAAAACAAGCAGAAGUGUCCUUCCAGCAUUGCUGCCAGUUUACCAGUCACUUCCUGCAGUCUGGUCCAUAAAGCUCUCAGAGAGAAAAGCCUCCCUCCUCCUAGAAGUGCUGAAACUCCAAACAGAGAAGAAACUAGUGGAGCUGAGAGACUGCUCAGAUGAAGAGAGUGAAGUGAGGAGUUUCCUUCAGUGUCUGCCCUACAUCUCACAGCUCUGGUUUAAAGACUUUGACUCUAAACAGGGAGAGAAAGAACAAGAAAAGAGAUGGAGAACAUUUAAACUGGAUUUGUGUCUGCAAGCAGCUCUACACCAACCACAAAACAUCCAGCAGACAGUGCAGAAAGUGAUCCCUUAUAAUUAUGAAGAACAGAGUGAUUUCCUGCUGGAUCUGUACUCACAUGUAAGGCAGUAUGAGAGUAACACAGGCAGGAGUGUCCUUCCAGCAUUGCUGCCAGUUUACCAGUCACUUCCUGCAGUCUGGUCCAUAAAUCUCUCAGAGAGAAAAGCCUCCCUCCUCCUAGAAGUGCUGAAACUCCAAACAGAGAAGAAACCAGUGGAGCUGAGAGACUGCUCAGAUGAAGAGAGUGAAGUGAGGAGUUUCCUUCAGUGUCUGCCCUACAUCUCACAGCUCAGGUUUAAAGACUUUUACUUUACACAGGGAGAGAAAGAACAAGAAAAAAGAUGGAGAACAUUUAAACUGGAUUUGUGUCUGCAAGCAGCUCUACACCAACCACGAAACUUCCAGCAGACAGUGCAGAAAGUGAUCCCUUAUAAUUAUGAAGAACAGAGUGAUUUCCUGCUGGAUCUGUACUCACAUGUGAAGCAGUAUGAGAGUAACACAGGCAGGAGUGUCCUUCCAGCAUUGCUGCCAGUUUACCAGUCACUUCCUGCAGUCUGGUCCAUAAAGCUCUCAGAGAGAAAAGCCUCCCUCCUCCUAGAAGUGCUGAAACUCCAAACAGAGAAGAAACCAGUGGAGCUGAGAGACUGCUCAGAUGAAGAGAGUGAAGUGAGGAGUUUCCUUCAGUGUCUGCCCUACAUCUCACAGCUCAGGUUUAAAGAAUUUGAUCCUAAACAGGGAGAGAAAGAACAAAAAAAGAGAUGGAGAACAUUUAAACUGGAUUUGUGUCUGCAAGCAGCUCUACACCAACCACAAUACAUCCAGCAAACGGUGCAGAAAGUGAUCCCUUAUAAUUAUGAAGAACAGAGUGAUUUCCUGCUGGAUCUGUACUCACAUGUGAAGCAGUAUGAGAGUAACACAGGCAGGAGUGUCCUUCCAGCAUUGCUGCCAGUUUACCAGUCACUUCCUGCAGUCUGGUCCAUAAAGCUCUCAGAGAGAAAAGCCUCCCUCCUCCUAGAAGUGCUGAAACUCCAAACAGAGAAGAAACCAGUGGAGCUGAGAGGCUGCUCAGGUGAAGAGAGUGAAGUGAGGAGUUUCCUUCAGUGUCUGCCCUACAUCUCACAGCUCAGGUUUAAAGAGUUUUAUUCAGGCUCUGCAUCCAUCCAGAUUUUCCUGAAUCUGAGCAUCGCAGCAGUCAACUGUCAAUCAGAUAAAGGAGAGAGUUUUACUGAGCUGCUGGCGUCAGUGUGCAGCUACAGCACAUUCCCUUUUGGUGUAGAGGUUUAUGGAUUCCAAGAAAGACAGAGUGAUUUCCUGCUGGAUCUGUACUCACAUGUGAAGCAGUAUGAGAGUAGCACAGGCAGGAGUGUCCUUCCAGCAUUGCUGCCAGUUUACCAGUCACUUCCUGCAGUCUGGUCCAUAAAGCUCUCAGAGAGAAAAGCCUCCCUCCUCCUAGAAUUGCUGAAACUCCAAACAGAGAAGAAACCAGUGGAGCUAAGAGGCUGCUCAGGUGAAGAGAGUGAAGUGAGGAGUUUCCUUCAGUGUCUGCCCUACAUCUCACACCUCAGAUGUGAAGAAAAGUUAAUUCCACGUUUAAGUAAAGCAGUUGUUGACUACGCAGAAGAUACAGAGCUGGUGAGAGCUUUCUUUGCUGCCGUGGACUUCAUCUUCAUUAUAGAUUGGGUUUUAACCACUCGUGAGUGCAGGGCUGUGAGGAAAGUGCUGAGUCUCUCAGACUCCAAACUCAAACUCACUCUGAAACCCCGGGCCAUCUCUCUCCGAGGGGCGAGACUUCUCUUCAGACACAUCACACACCUACAGAAACUCUGCCUGAGUGACCGUGUGGUAGGGAGGAUGGUCCGAGCAUUUCGAGCAGUGAGAGCCGGUGGCUCAUUGGUCAUUGAGGAGCUCUGUCUGGGCCUUAACAGCAUAAAGCCAAAGAAAGAGAUCUUCACAUUUCUGAGCAGUUUGUCUUCCCUCCUGAACAUCUGGACUGUUCACUGUGUGAACCUCACUGAGUGCAGGAUGGAGGCUCACUCUCUCAUCAGCCUCAUGUGUCAUCCUGGGAAUUUAAAUAUCAGAUUAUCUAAAGCGACUCUCCAGCAGUUUACUGGUCUGCUGUGUGAGGCGCAGGAUGGGGAACUGACCCGCUUUUUCCUGGAGAAGGUGGGAGGUGACCUGACUUCCUGUUCUCUCAGUUGGGAGGAGCUUAUCUAUCUUCUCCAGCAGCAAGUUUGCCGCAUUAUUGUGAACAUCAGAAAGAGCAAAAUCACAUAUAAACAUGCCAGACAGAUUCUUCCUCUACUGUCUGAAAUUCAGUUUAAACGAUUGAACCCUGGUGUUGUGCUGUCAAUCAUCAGAGAGAUCUAUGAGACUGGUUCUGCUCACUGUGUGUCCCGUUUGUUGACAUCAACACACAGCUGUAUCAACCUGAACAAUACAGAGCUGGACUCUUAUCACUGUACUGCGCUGUGCUUCACCCUCCAACACUGCACAUCUGUCUCUCUGAGCCUGCUGUGGACCUCCAUACCAGAGGGGGAGCUGGUGAAGAUUCUGCCUCUGUUCAACAGAGUUUCUCAGCUCAGUGUUGACAGGCUCCUGUUGCUGAAGUUGCUCCACUGCUGCAGUAUCUCUGAGCUCCAGCAGGGGGCAGCAGCAGUUGUCUCGGCUCUGCAGAACAGACUGGACUUCUCUUGUAGCACUGGUUUGGAUCUGAGCACAGAAACACAGGAUAACACUCUGCACCUGACCACUGAGGACUGUAGAGACAUCAGCACUGCCAUCUGGAAAUCUCACCAACUUACAGAGCUCAUUCUAGAGGACUGUGAGAUGGAGGACACUGGAGUGGACAUGUUCUUCCUCAUUCUACAUACUGUGAGACUGCGCUGUAGUAAACCUUUGUUGCUCCGGUUCCUGGCUCUUCUCCAUGUGGUGAAUGAGUCAGACUGUGUGAGGCGUGCUAUGUCCCUCUCCCAGGCUCUGGAUGGACAGAUGGACCUCAGUGAGACCCCUCUGGACCUCGAUGCCUGUAGAUCACUAGCGUUGUUUCUGGAAUUUUCUGAAGGUCCGUCAGAACUGGACCUCAGCCACUGCCAGCUCGCUGAUCAUGGCCUGGAGCUGCUGUUCCCACACCUGCAUAAAGCAGCUGUCCUGGACCUGAGUCACAAUGACAUAGACGACUGUUUAGCAGGAAGAAUCUACACAGUCGUUUCCACUAGCAGCAAUAUACAGACAGUUCGACUCUUCAACAACAGAAUUACUGAUAUAGAGCCUUUCCGAAAAGACAAGCGCUUCGAGAUCUGGUGAUGACUGUGGACCAGUGUCCUGUUUUCACACUGUUUCAGAACUAUACAUAAACAAGUCAACAUGAUAGAGGCAUCAUUAUUCUCUUGUCUUAAUUCUAAAGUGUUAUUUUGGUACUUGUUUUGCUGUAUUUCUUGUCUGUCCAAUUAGUUUGAAAUUUCAUGGCUUGAGAUUUGAGACAUAUGCUGACCAAGCAUACGUCUGCUACAUUUACAUCUGACUUUAAGUGUUGUUCAUAAUUUUAUCCAUUAAAAAUUUGUCCUCUGAAUAAGCUGUCUGAUUAAAUAAAUGUACAGAAAUAUUUUACCACCCACAUGAACACAAGAUGGCAGCAAAGGAACAGAAAUAAAUUUAAACAUGACUUCUGUCAGCAUCAAAGCAGUUUCUAAAGGUCUCUUAAACUGUCUAAGCUACAAAGCUAAAAUGUUAUUGAGUUUCUUGUGAAUCAGUUAUGAUUGUAUGAGUGUUUACACAAUUGAGGUGCCAUUUAACCCUUGUAGUUUAAAAAAUUAAACUUACUUUUUAAUAUAUUUUCAAAUUACAUCUAAGAAAACAUGCAUUUAACCAUUAAACGUGUGGUAACUCAUCCCAGACAAUAUUAUAUCUGGCAGAUUGCAUUUUUCUCUUAAAUGAGUAACACUUGAUUUUUUUAUUUUUUUAUUUCUUGA